GGAGGUUAUACUUGCUUACCGAACUGGUCAGAUCAGUUAAUGUACUGUGAGCUGCGCAGGUUUUGAAUAUAUCAAAUAAUGUUGGUUGUGUAUUAUUAGAUUAUAUCUUAAUUUUUCGCGUUUAUCAAUUGCCUUUAUUCGAUUCUAAAGUUCUACAAGAUUCUCCAGACAAACCAUACAUAACUCUUAAAAUAUGCACUGUAUACUUGUAUUUGACCAUCUUAAUGAUAUUGUGUUUUCUAAAUGCGAUAAAAAUUUUGUUAAGCAUAUAGAGAAACUGGGAGAGAAAAAUGGAUUAACUUGCCCUGAUCCUGAGAAUGGAGAUGAAGACUUCAACUUAAAUUUUGUUAUGCAAUUAUUUUCACCGAUAGUUACUUCCCAAAGAAUAAUGAGUUCCCAAUUCGGGAACUCUUAUACUUCUAUUCAAUGUCAAGAUGGAAUAAACAUGGUUUUCGAUGAGUACAUGGGGUAUCUAUUUGUUAAUUUGGCCUUUGAAGACAUUCAUUGGUUGAAAAGGAUGUUGGGAAUAUGUAUUUCCAUUGUGCAACAUUUAUGUGGUCCUGAUGUCUCCGUACUCAAAACAAAUGCAAGCCGUAGUAUGUUAGUGAUGAGGCUAAUAGAUACAUGGGCAACACUAGUUUCGAAAGACCAGUCUGUUCUAUUAGAAGCACUAGAGCAACUGUUCGUCAACUCAGAUGUCAAUGGCACAAUAAUCAAAGCCUUGAAAGAUUCGACUGACAGAAUCAAAACUCUCUUGAAUUACAGUAAAUCUCAUGCUGUUAUAUUUGUAGAAAACAGGUUUCUCGGCCUCUACUCGAGUAAAAGUGCAAGAGAGCUAAGCAGUUCUGACCUGCUGUUUUUGGGUCUUAUGGCUGAAAUGACAUUGAAUCAUUUUUCUGUUGAAGAAGGCAUUAGUGUAAAUGAAGGAACAUCCAGUGAUGAUCGACCAAGUCCGACAGAUAGCCCUAAUUCUGAAAGAAAAGCAAUGAUUAAACCAUGCAGCCAAAUUGCUGAAAAACCAGAGGAUAACCUAUUCAGUGACCUAGUCCUCCUUUCAGCAAACAAUAAUAUUGCAGUUUGUCCGUAUGUCAUUCAUAUUGCACCUAUUGCUGAAGGCAUAACAUUGAUACUGCUUUAUCAGACACAAUGGGAAUCUCUUAAUUUGACUCUGAAUGAUGCUCUCAGUGCUAUUAAUGUUAUUACAUGUGUGUCAUAUAACGAAAAGGAAGGAAUAAAGAGAGGAAUGGAAAGCCUUGAAUCAGCUAUGAAAAAACUUUUGGAUGUCAUUAAGAAAAUAAAGAGUUCUGAUAUUACACCCCGCUUGGAUGCUUGUAUUAAAGUUCUUCAAGUUAAAUGGGACCUUCUCAAAAAGCAGUAUAGUGAAGGGCAUGAGAUGGCUAUUAGCUCAUGUGCCUCCAGCCUUGGAGUUUCGCUGAGGGAGUUGCUUCAGGCAGCGUCACUAGAUCGAACACCAGUUCAAAGGGGACGCCAUGCAGCUCAGGCGAUAGCUCGUUGUGUCUGUACAGCAGUGUCACAUUUUACAGAUUUUCUCAAGGUUAAAGCUGUGACCAACUUCUCUCUUGGAUCGCGUGAUUCCCUGAGCAUUAACAAGUAUUUGGAAGAGUUUCCCGGGCUCGUCCAUUUUCUAUAUAUCGACCGAACCAACCAUCGGUUAACAGCUCCUUCACUUCAAAUGCAGCCACCUGAACCUCCUUUACCACAGUUGACAAAAGAAAAGAUAUGGACAAUGGUUGAAUUCAGCCGGCAUCAUUUACUUGAAGGGAACCUUGCAUUGAUGUGGAGGGACACCACAUUUUCUUAUGCUUAUUAUCUCUGGUUUGAAGAUGGGGCAGGAUCAGCCAUUAAACCUAAAGUUAGCCCGGCUACAGCAAUAAAAACAUUACCUCUCCCUGGAGUAUUUAAUGGGGACUUUUAUCAGCGCCUUAUCGAAACUUGCUUCCCGAAAAAUCAGAGCAAUAAAGUGAGAUGUUUUGAACUUUAUUGUGUUCACAUUGGUCUGGCGACAUCUUCUUGUGUCCUAGAGCAAUCUCGUAGAAUAGCAGCCACCAUAUGUGAAGUAACUGGAGUGCCAAGCAAUCCUCUAGAUCUUCUUUAAGAAAAUUGCUCUUUAGUUUAUAUCAAGUUUAAUUCCAGCUCAUAUUUAAUGCCAAAGAAUAAGCUAACAGUCCAAUUUAUUUUUUGUAGAUUAAUGUACUUGAUUAAACUGUAAUGUUGAUAUUUUGUAAUAUUCAAAUGUGAUUUAUUGAAUGAACAC
Molecule: messenger RNA, 2275 nt
Organism: Nezara viridula (southern green stink bug)
Lineage: Eukaryota; Metazoa; Arthropoda; Insecta; Hemiptera; Pentatomidae
Source: the annotation of a GenBank genome assembly